Messenger RNA from Saimiri boliviensis boliviensis (Bolivian squirrel monkey), 1182 nucleotides. RefSeq names its product upstream binding transcription factor like 1 (gene UBTFL1). Lineage: Eukaryota; Metazoa; Chordata; Mammalia; Primates; Cebidae. The record is from RefSeq and is a predicted model, not a curated record.
AUCGAAAUGGCAUUGCCUAGAAGCCAUGGCCACUGGUCCAACGAAGAGAUCUUGAGGUUGCUGGAAACCAUGGAAACGAAUCUCCCAUACGACCAGAACAGCAAGUUCAGCACAACUGAGUCACACCUGGACUGGGGAAAAGUAGCUUUUGAAAACUUUUCUGGUGAAAUGUGCAGACUCAAAUGGUUAGAGAUUGCUUGCAACUUGGGGAAAUCUGGCACUUUGAAAGAAUUAGUUCUGGAAGCCAGGAAAUGUGUUACAAACAAAAACAAAAGCCAAAAAUACGGGAAACAUCCAGACUUUCCAAAGAGGCCCCUUACUGCUUAUAACCACUUCAUCAAGGAGAACUGGCCACAGUAUUCCCAAAUGUACCCGGGGAUGAAAAACCAGGAACUGAUGAAAAUCCUGUCAAAGAAGUACAAGGAGCUGCCAGAGCAGGUGAAAGAGAAAUAUACAGAUUUCCAGAAGGAAAAGCAAGAAUUUGAGGAAAAAAUUUCUCGAUUCAGGGGAGAACACCCCAAUUUAGUACAGAAGGCCAGGAAAUCUGAAGUCUUCAAGAGGAUUCAAAACAAAGGGCAAAAGAAGGUUCAGGAAAAUGCGGAAGAAGUGAAGUCUCUUCCAAAAACGGAUCAAUUUUUCAAGACGGUAAAAUUUCAUGGAGAGCCUAAGAAACCCCCCAUGAAUGGGUAUCACAAGUUUCACCAAGAUUCCUGGUCAAGUAAAGAGCUGCAACAUUUGUCCCCGAGGGAGCGCAUGGUAGAGAUUGGCAGAUGCUGGCAGCGCAUCCCGCAGAGCCAGAAGGAUCAUUUUAAGAGCCAGGCUGAGGAGCUGCAGAAGGAAUACAAGGUGAAACUGGAUCUCUGGCUCAAGACUUUGUCACCUAAAGAGUACGCUGCAUACAAAGAAUCAACCUAUGCUAAGGGUAAGAAUAUGGCCAUGAGAGGAGGCCCGGAUCCCAGGUUUAGACAAACAGAUCCGAAGUCUCCUUUAGCAAAGGAUCUGCAAGAAGGGUUUGGUGAGGGGCAGUGGCUCCAGGCUCCAGGGACAGAUUCAUCACAGACUACUUGUGCAAAUUAUCCCGUCUCCAUGGAACCAGAAGCGAAGAGAAAGAAAGUUGGGGAAGAGGAAGAAAUCAAUAACCCUUCAGACUGCAGCAGUGAAGAAGAAAUAGAAGUCGAUUGA